Messenger RNA from Notodromas monacha, 3144 nucleotides. Lineage: Eukaryota; Metazoa; Arthropoda; Ostracoda; Podocopida; Cyprididae. The record is from the annotation of a GenBank genome assembly.
UUUUUUUUCUUCCUUUCAGGAAAGUGACAUUAUUUGUAAAAUGCGGAAGCAUGAACCUACCGAAGUGUUGCGUACAGAAGAAGGCGCGCCGCCGGGGUGGACACGAAUUUUACGGAAGCGAUUAUCUGGAAAAACAAUCGGAAGAUACGACGUAUACGUUCAGUCGCCUACCGGUCGGGUUUUGAGGUCUAGAUCUCAAGUGUGCGCUUACUUGAAGAAGGGCGGAUAUGACGGCGUAUCGGUUGACGAUUUCGAUUUUUCUCGCCAAAAUAUCAUAUUUCCUGAAGCUGAACUCGAUCAUUCGGUCGGUCCCUCGCCGGACCAGGACGAAACAAUCGGCUUGAGUGACCCAGAAGACUCCGUCUUUACUGAAGAUGGUUCUGAGCAGAUUCUUUGCGAAGGAGAAGUCUCUAUAUCUGUGGAAUCCGUCUCUGCGUGUGAAGAUUUCCAAUAUUCUCCGUACGACUUUCUACUGGAGCAUUAUUCGCACGACCAGUGGAAGGUCGUUUUAGCUGGGAUGUUUUUGGAAAAGCACGGGAAGAAAGAGCCACCCCAACUGCGAGAUACUCUGGCUGCCUUUUUUUCGCGAUUCAAAUCUGCGGAGGAGUUACAUUUGAGUGGCUGGGUGCAAGUCGAUGCCUUGCUGAGGUCGAAAGGAUACGACGUUUCGUUUGCGCGUUUCAUCACGAACUACACCUUUGAUUUCGUGACAGCUCGUCAAGCCAAUCCAAAAUUUCCUGCGAACGAAGUCGAUGGACUUUCGGAAUACGUUAGAGGUUGUUUUAGUGCGUUUUUCUUGAAGGAACGGGCUGACGGGCAGGACGACCAGUGUGUGAUGUAUCUAGAUUGGCUAAGCAAUUGUGAUGAAAACGCCCAUGUGGCGCGGUAUUUUGUUAAUCGAUGAUAUUCAAAACUUCACUCUCCAAUGAAAUUGCGUGCGUAAACCAAUGUGUCCUGAUGAUCUUCACAUUCUGUCUGACGUGAAAAUCAUAAUUCAUGAGUUUCCUCAUACAGUAUUCUGAAUUACAAUUGAAAAAGUCGUUAUUAUUUCGCGUGAAUAUAAUUAUUGCGCCGAAGUACAGCUGAGUAAAAUUAUCCACGACGCCAUCUUGUGCUAUUCCUCUGACACAAAAAUUACGGUAGAAUACUGAUAGCGCAUGGUUUUUUGUUUUUGUUUUGAAUCGAAAGCGACAACAAAUGGAUCAGAGACGAAACUUGUCUACAGUUGAGAAGCCAAUAUUGUGUGGCAGAACUGGGUCAAAUGUUUGCUCAAUUAUAAAGCAAAUACCUUUGACUUAUUUUGACUCGUACCUGGGAUCAUUUUGCUACAAGGUUUGGCCAUUCACGGUUUCUGAAUCCAGUCAUGUGUAAAAUAAUGUACGCACUGUCGAACAUAACUUUAAGGUCAGUCACACUUCGGCAGUUGAUCACGUACAAUGAAGGUACCAUACUUCUCAAAUUUUUGUGUGGCAUGUUUGUAUUCAUGAGAUCGAAGGCUUCUGGUGUUGCUUGACGUAAAUCUGCAGCGGCUUCAGCGCCACACUUCAACUGUCGGGACCAGGUCGUGUAUUGCUGAGUGAAGCAUUCUUUGAAUUUCCGAAGAACGCACGGAUGUCCCCGAAAUUCGGAUGAGAUUAUUUUUUUGUACGUGAAAAAUGUUCAGGUGAUGCGUAACUAGACUCAUUACGGGAUCAUAAUUCAGUCACAGAAGUCCAAAGGAGACCGUACUGCAUCUUGAAACCAAAAUACUUGAUCGGAUUUGCUGGUUGUAUACAGUAUAGAAGCGAAGCAGCCCCAUGUGUCUUGCAUAGUGUGUGAUAUUUUGAUUAUGAAUACGUUUUCGUGUUCUUGCAGUGAAAAUUACUGUCGUUCAUUCUUGUUCGGAAUUUCGUUCCAAAGUAAGCCGGGUGAUGCGUAAUUUUUGAUCUUUUUUUUAGUUGGAAUUUUCUUAUUGUUCAUUUUUUCCGCGAUUCCAUGUUGCAGGUCAAGAUCAUAAUUAUAAGUGACUAGUUGAAGUGAGAUUUCGUCUUCAGGAUGGGUGAACGCAAAGGAACAAACAAAUGGUAUCCACCGGAUUGGCAUCCGGACAUGGGUGGCCUGGACAAGUAUUAUGGCACUCAUCCAUUGCGAGAACGAGCGAAGAAAAUUGGUCAAGGAAUCAUCGUCAUUCGUUUCGAAAUGCCCUACAACAUAUGGUGUGGAGGGUGUGGUAACCAUAUCGGAAUGGGUGUCAGGUAUAAUGCGGAGAAGAAGAAGGUGGGGAACUACUAUUCCACGACAAUCUGGCAGUUCAGAAUGAAGUGUCACUUGUGUGACAAUUAUUUCGAGAUUAAGACAGACCCAGCCAACUUGGAUUAUGAAAUCGUCAGUGGGGCGCGCAGGCAAGAAAGACGGUUUGACCCUAAGCAAAAUGGCCAGGUUGUACCCGAAGAUCGGGAUACCAUCAAGAAACUAGCUACGGAUCCCAUGUUCAAGCUUGAACACGUCGAGAAGGACAAACGGAAGAGUAAAGAGGCAAAAGAAACCCUUGGUAACCUUGAAGGAUUCCAGUACCAACGCUGGAAGGAUGACUAUGCGGCUAAUAGGUUGAUGCGUGAUAAGUUCAGGGAGAGCAAAAAAGAAUUGGCACGCGGCGAAGCUGCUGAUAAUGAGGUCUUGAAGCGAGCCUCGUUAGAGUUGAAGCUGCUCCCAGAAACUGUCGAAGAUAAGAAACUUGCUCAUCGGCUUGCGAACUCUAGUCAAUUAUCGUAUGAAGAAGUUGAGCGUGGGAAGUUGGAGGCUUUAAGGCGACAGUCGGUGUUUGCCAAGAACAAGCAAAAGUCCGUCGAAGCUAAUGUUGCCCGGAAAGUGCUGAAGCAAACGAUUUUGGCGGGAUCAAAGUCGGUGUCCGGAGCAGUCCCAAAAACAUCCCUGUCAGUGGCUUCUAAAAGGAAUUCCGCUGGGAUUAUUCUCAAACCUCGUGUGGAGUGUAUAGGAAUUCCAUCCACUUCGUCGCCUUCUUGUCCAAUAAAAGACAUCGGAAGUGCAGAAACGCUGGCUUCCUCUUCUUCUUCGUGUACGAGCGUGACGACAAAUGGGGAAGAGACGUCUGGUUUAUCCCUGAUAGCCGACGAUUAUGGAUCAGACAGUUCGGAUGAAACGUGA